UGCGAUCACUUCCGUCGCACUGGCGGGCGCCAAGAUGGACGCUCCGUGGGCUCGGGAGCAGCUACGGCGCCGUUACCUAUUUCCUUCCGAAGUAGAGCUGGACUGCGAGGACGAGGCCAAGCCAGAAACACCCACAGCUGUUGAGAAAAAGAAGAGACCUCUUCCAAGACUUAACAUUCAUUCUGGAUUCUGGAUUUUGGCAUCCAUUGUUGUGACCUAUUAUGUUGAUUUCUUUAAAACCUUUAAAGACAAUUUUCACACCAAUAGUUGGUUUCUCUUUGGUGGAGCCUUGUUGUUUGUCAGCCUGUCAAUUGCAUUUUACUGCAUAGUCUAUCUGGAAUGGUAUCGUGGGAUUGAAGAAUACGAUGUCAAGUACCCAACGCUGGUGCCCAUCACAACAGCAACUUUCAUUGCAGCAGGGAUUUGCUUCAACCUGGCUCUGUGGAAUGUGUGGUCAUUUUUCACUCCCUUGCUGCUGUUUACCCAGUUUAUGGGGGUCGUGAUGUUCAUCUCACUCCUUGGAUAAGCUCCAGGGGCUGAAGUGAUGGCUCCCUGGUGAAGAUCCCUGGUUCCUCUUGCAGAGGACCUGCGUUCCAUUCCUAGCAUCUCCGCUGUGGCUCACAACCUUCUGUAACUCUAGGUCCAAGAGAUCUAACACCUUGGCCUCCACAGAUGUCGGGCACACAUGUGCUGGACACACAUGUGCUGUACUUACAUAUACACAGGCAAAACACUCAGGUGCAUAAAAUAAAAAUAAAUCUUAAAAAUUUCUGCCCUUUGUAUACUAUUUGGAGAAUUUAUGUCCCUGUGUACCAGCCCCUGCCCAGGUUGGGAGUAUUGGUACACAUUUAUUAACUAAGUGUGUAGAGUAUUAAGAAUGGUCAUGCUGUGAUUAGGGGAGAAAAGACAGUAUAGUCCCUCCCCUCGUGCCACUUAUAUGUGACUUGGAGAAAAUCAACUUGACGGGGCCAUUUGCAGAUGGGAUGUGUGAUGGGUGGGGCUCAGGACCAGGGUGUUCCAGCUGAUGGAGUGUGUGCACCCUGUGGCCCUUAGGGAGUGUGAUGUGGAGGUACACGUGAGCCUGUUGUUGCCAGUCAGAGGCGAGUUGCUGACCAUCACCACGCUGACACAAACGGUUGUCAUCCAGCAUUACACUAUGUCCAGAGACCGAUGAGACCUAUGGGCCCCCUUGUUCCUGCGCAUGUCUCACUUUAAGAGGUUUAGAGUCUUUGUAUCAUCUUAUUCCCACAGCUUUGGCUGACCCUGAUUCCCACCUUUCUCUCCCCCUGCCCCCUUCCCCAGUGGCUGGAGUUCUGGACUCUGACUGUUUGGCUGUUUCUAGGUAUUUGGGUGCAUUUGACUUCCAUGUGCCUGGUGUAUGGUUGGUGGUGAGGGCAGCGUGGUGCUGGAAGCC
Messenger RNA from Arvicanthis niloticus (Nile rat), 1414 nucleotides. It is a transcript of the gene Tmem128, whose product is annotated as transmembrane protein 128. Lineage: Eukaryota; Metazoa; Chordata; Mammalia; Rodentia; Muridae. The record is from RefSeq and is a predicted model, not a curated record.